AGAAAAAUAAGAUGAUGAAUACAUGUGGAAGAAGAUAAAUAUGGAAUCUUUUAUUUUUUGGUCAACAGAAUCUUGAAGAGCCCAAAACAACAACAACACUCGGAGACUUUUUAGGGCUCAUCCCCGAAUUAUCAGUGCAAGUGGAUCGAAUUAAACCAAAAUCAAAACUAAGCAACCUAACUAACCAUAUCUUCCGAUUUCUCUUAUCUCUCUGAAGCCACAAAUCUCCAGAUUCAUUCGUCGUCUCGGUUAAGGUUAGACGGAGAAGAAGAUACAACAAAUAUGGCGGUUAGUAUGAAACAAAUGUCGUUGGUCGUCUCUGCUUUGGGCGUCUUAUCCUUUGUUUUGGGAGUUAUCGCCGAGAACAAGAAGCCUGCGUCUGGGACUCCAAUAAGUGGAAAAGGAGUAGUUAUCUGCAAAUACCCAUCUGAUCCAACUGUUGCCUUGGGAUACCUUUCUGCUGCUUUUCUCCUUGCCUGCACUGUAGCAGGAUACAAAUCCUUGUUCAUCUCUUACAAGGGAAAGUCUGUUCCUAACUCUGUCUUGUUCAAAAGCACCAGCUUCUCUGUGUUCUUCAACAUUGCCUUGAUAACAUCUGGACUGGCCUUGUCUCUGUUGCUCUGGCCAACCAUUACAGAACAACUUCACUUGACCCGUAAUGUUCACCGAAACUUAGAAACCAGUUGCCCCACGGCUAAGACCGGUCUGCUUGGUGGAGGUGCCUUUGUGUCUUUGGACUCGUGCCUUUUCUGGUUGGUUGCUCUGAUGCUCGCUGAUAACGCCCGUGAAGACCAUUUUGAUGAAGUUGAAAGCAGAAGCAUCGAUGGGAACUCUUCCUCCAGGGAUGUGAAUCUCAAGAUUGAUGCUUGAGAGAAUGAUAUGCUUUUAUUGGUAUUGGGUAUAAGAAGGGUUUUUCAUUUGUUUUCUACUUGUUUGAUUAGGAAAAUAAUAAUUUGUUUCUUCUGUUGUUUUUUUUUUUUUUAAUGAUUGGCUAGAAUGUUAUGAAACCCAUCUCUGCACCUUGAUGCAUUGUGAUUCAUAAGCUGUAUCUGUGAAAAAUAAUCUUUUGGUUAUAUCUCUUACAUUUGACAUAAUUGAUAUGAGAAAGCACUUCAAAUCA
Messenger RNA from Arabidopsis thaliana (thale cress), 1120 nucleotides. Its product is annotated as keratin-associated protein (DUF1218). NCBI's taxonomy places the organism in Eukaryota, Viridiplantae, Streptophyta, Magnoliopsida, Brassicales, Brassicaceae. The record is from RefSeq and is marked reviewed. The transcript is spliced from 4 exons. Gene Ontology annotation, cellular component: endomembrane system. Bases 283 to 870 code for a protein of 195 amino acids.